AUGGCAGAUCAGAAUCGGUCGGAGCUCAUCAAGAAAUAUCCUAUUGGGAAUGGUCUCGACGCCUUCCUUGCUUCGUUCAGCUCGACUUGUGAAGAUCGGAGCCUGCCACACUCGGACAUACUAGAUCGGCUUGACCGACAAGAUGUGCAGGAUAUUGUGUUCAAUCUUCUCUCAGCACUCCAAAUUCUGCCUGCCCUUCGUCACCUGCGCUCGAAGAUAGGCAGUGGCACGCUCCGUACCGACCUUCUGAAACUGAAUUCUGCCGUCGACUCCGAUGACUUCGACUUCGAUCGUAUCCGGCCCCUCUUCGACGCAGUCCUCAAAAAGCGGCCUGACAAUGAGAUCUGGGACCAAGUCUACAGCGCCGUCACCGAAUCCACCCCGCCUCCCCGACCGAUACUCUCGUCGAUCCAACAAACGCCAUUGAGUCAGAACACGAGCGGCCUCGUGAACUCGUCAGAAUGCCGCCAGAAUGUCGACCCAAUCCUCAAGUUGGAGCUCGAACAUCUCUAUGUCGGGCUUCCCCAUUUCCACAAAGCCUUCUUUGGAGACGUGCCAGACCUCGACAUGGUCUCUGAGGCAGUCUUCCGCAGAUGCACAGAAGGCGACAAUCCACUCUUCAAGGACGGGUGGAGUGGAUGGCCGGCAUGCGCCAAAGAGAGCGACGUGCUGACUUGGUUUGGCGGCCUAAUCCCGAAGCUGGAAGAAUUCGCAGGCGACCGGAUUUCUCCCGCGGCUCGGCGAAAGCUCGACAUCACAUAUAAUCCUAAUUCUGAGGAUUUGAGAUAUCGUUGGUCCCACAUUCUCGUUGCUGGCGAACUGAAAAGCAACCCGAAGGCCGACACAGCAUCGAUUGCAUGGAUUGAUCUCGCAAGUCUCUGCGGAUCUCUUAUGAGGGUAUGGGAGUUUGACCGGCUUGGGGGGAUCGCCUCCGAACAAUUCGACAUCAACAAGAAGUAUGGUGGGCUGCAGUUUGUGACGGCAAUCCUGGGAUUUCUGCGGAUGAACAAGGGGAUGCUUGGGUUUGACCCUACAAUGAUAAUAUCCGGCGGCCAGCAGUACAUCGAGAUCGAACGAAACGGCAAAACAGAGCGUCUCAUCAUUGAUGAUGUCAUGAAGCGAGCACGGUGCAUUGCUGGCCGGGCGACAAUCUGUUGGAAAGCACAUCGCAAAGAAGACCCCCAGACGCCGCUUGUUAUUAAGGACUCCUGGCAGUACACGGACCGUGACGAAGAGGGUAUACUUGUCCAAGAAGCGACUGAGAAAGGCGUCAUCAAUGUUGCCCGAUACUACCACCACGGGAACGUUCGCGUCCGCUGUGCGGAUGACGACGUCCAAAACAAUGUUCGAAAGGGACUGGACAUUACCAAAGCUACGAAUUAUCGAUCGGAACGUGCGAUAUUGCCAUCAAGUGCGAGCGCGUCCAGUAUGUCGCGCAAAGGGCAAAGCAGCGGCGCCGGCGUGAAGCGACCGUCCAGCGAAACUGACGCCAUCCUGCCGCCGAGCAAACGAUCCGGUUCGACAUCUCCAGUCAAGGCAAGUGUCGAAGCCCAGCCAAAUCGUGUACAUCGGCGGGUCAUUCUUCGCGACUAUGGAAAGCCGAUAUACAAUGCAAGCUCACCCGUGGCCAUGCUUGCCGCGCUGGAGGACAUCUCCAUCAACAACCUCAUGAUCAAUGAGGACGAUGAAAACCCCUCCCGGCGAGCUUUCCUGAUCGACCUUGACCUCGCCAUUAAAGCCCAACGAGAAGGUGCCUCGGGAGCAAAAGGGAAGACCGGUACAAGGGCAUUCAUGGCCAUCGGGGCACUGCUAGGCAAAGACGUUGGAGCUACUGAGUUUGAGAGCUGGAAUUACCAAAGCGAUAACCAGCUGGUUCGGUCCAAAAAGGGCGUAAUUGAUGACGAGGACGAUUUCCUCAGAACUUCAGAGGAAGUUUUCACGCCAUACUACCAGGCAUUGAUUCCAUGGGUCAAUAGGUUGAGGAGGAAGGUAUUUCCGAACGGUGAGAGGUGGAAGAAGCCGGCGCCGGAACUAUAUCGAACAAUGAAGGACAUUAUUCGGGAAGCACAGAAGGACAAGAAGGUACUAGGGACGUAG
Hirsutella rhossiliensis is the source of this 2097-nucleotide messenger RNA. RefSeq lists its product as uncharacterized. The transcript is spliced from 6 exons. The record is from RefSeq and is a predicted model, not a curated record. Bases 1 to 2097 code for a protein of 698 amino acids. Lineage: Eukaryota; Fungi; Ascomycota; Sordariomycetes; Hypocreales; Ophiocordycipitaceae.